Messenger RNA from Oncorhynchus gorbuscha (pink salmon), 998 nucleotides. RefSeq lists its product as uncharacterized. NCBI's taxonomy places the organism in Eukaryota, Metazoa, Chordata, Actinopteri, Salmoniformes, Salmonidae. The coding region runs from base 109 to 873 and encodes 254 amino acids. The transcript has 6 exons. Gene Ontology annotation, molecular function: calcium ion binding. The record is from RefSeq and is a predicted model, not a curated record.
AGUUGACGCAAUUACGGUGGACGAUUAAACGGAAAUGAAAACCACAUGGGAAUAUGUUGUGACCUGCUGCACCGGUGUAGAUGGAAGGGGGGGAGAGGAAGUUCCUAGAUGUGUGCACGAUCUCGCACUCCUUUGACACGCGACAUUCGGACGUUUCCUUUCAAAAAAAAUAUCCGAAGCUCCAAACGGACCAUUAUAGUCAUUCGCUUCCCAGCUAACGGCAUUAUUAACGUUUCACCUGGAGCCUGUCUAUCAAACGAGGUGCAAACGAGCCACGGUAACAUAGUGCGCAAGAUGGGGUUGUCGUUGUCAUAUCCACUGGUGAACGAGCCAGAAAGUUAUGUGGAUCCGGAUCUAAACGAAGACUCCGACGAGAUGAAUUUUGCUAUGGAAUUGCACGAGAUUAACUUGAGCUACACAUACGACAUGAUCCAACAGAGGAUUCGCUCUAUCAAGGAGUCCGCCAAAUUUGACAAGUACAGCUACGACUGGAACACCAGUGUGUUGGAUCUGAAGGACGAGUUCCCCCACUGGACAGCUGAUGACCUGCUCAACCUGAGACGUCAGUUUGAGAUUUUUGACACCAACAAAGACCGCCUGCUGGACUUCAGCGAGUUUUGCGCUUCCCUGAACAUGGUCAACGAUGCAUCAACUAUGGAGGCCAGGAAAGAAAUGUUUAGUAGAGCGGACAAGGACAACUACAAGUCCAUCAACUUCGAGGAGUACCUCCAGCUGAUGUAUGACCUCAAGCAGGGCAUGCCGGUCCCCAAGCCCCUCGAGAGCGAGGACGACAAGGACACGGCCACCGGUGACAUCAUCUGUGAAGUGGCCCGCAUGGACACCUUCCAGCAGAUGUGCUACGGGGUCUUCUGAACACACAUACACACUCCUGAUGACAUGAUGGAUUUGUUGUGCCUUAACUGGGAUUGAGGAAAUGACGUUGUAUAAAUUGGCUUUAUAUAAUUCAAAAUGAUUAAAUAUACAGUUGUUUUUCCCAA